AUUUUAUAAAACUCCUCUCAGAUUUCUCCCCUUCCCUGCUUCAUUCCUGUUGAUUGCAAGUCUGCCGAGAGAGGGCUUCGAGAACGUUCUUCCUCCUCCUCCAUCUUUCAGUUCAUCGCCGGUGCGUACGUGGAAAGGGCUCAGGUCAUCGUCGCCGGAGGUCUAUAUUCAGUGGCCUGACUCUUCUUCUUCCUCCCCUGCUCUUCCUCUGAUUCGUGCGAUUGCGUCUCCUUCCCGGUUCAAUGUCGCCGUUGUGCUCGUGUGUGUGGCUGUGGAUGCAUUGAUUUCUUCCUCCAUUUUCGCCCAGCCAGCUUUUUCUUCCUGCUUCUGGCAUCGCGGAUCUGAGAUGAACUUGGAUCUCGAGUUGAUCAUUGAGAGGCUUUAUUGCUGAAUUGAAGUGGAAGAAUUAUAUUAUUUUGGACAAAUCUCAACUUAAUGUAAAUUUAAGUCUUGUAUUAUUUUUAUAGUCUGUCCUAUGUGCUCUACAUAGGCACAGGUAGGGUCCUUGUCUUCUCUAGUAAUGUUGUAAAUCUGUUGGUAAGGAGCGGAGCUUCUUUUGUUGGAUUGUUUGUUGUCCUUUGCUGUUGUAAAACAUGUAUAUACUACAAUAAUUAAGACUUAUUUGUUGUUCGAUCUUCCCCCUUCCUUUUUUGGGUCUUAUCUGUUGGAGUCCAAAGCUGAUUUAAAUCUAUUGAUUAAAAAGCUUGUAAUAUGUAUUUUACUAUAAUGUUUCUGGUUGUUGUUGAAGGAAGAAGGUCAUAGUUCUGUUUUACUCAUUUUAAGUUCAAACCUUCUUGAUAAAUUGAAGUUGGGGAGCUUUGUUUUCUUAAGUGAUGCUAAGAAGUUGUUUGACAAGUAAAUUUAAAACUUUGAAAUUCACUUAAUGAUCUAGUAAUGGAAUGAUGAUUAUCUGUAUAGUUAUCGUUGUUGUUAUUAUCACUACUACUACUACUAUAGAAAGCCAAUUUACAUCAGUUAUUCAAAGUCUAACAUGUUCAUUAUUGUUUAUAUGUUUAUGAUUUGAGGACGUUAUUUACUAGAAAAUAUUUUGACAUUUAGAUUAUAGAAGUGGACUUGCUCCUCCAAUAGACUCUUGAAAAGCUCAUAUUAAGACAAGAAGUUUUUUUGCUAUCCUUUUGUAUCAUGUGGAUUAAUGUAAAUAUUCAAAGUUACUUUUGUAUAGACUAUAGGCAGAUGCCUUUCUUCUUUUGUAUUUUGAUUAUUUACACACACACACACACACACACACACACACACACACACACUAUGUCUAUGUUUUUAGCCAUUCCCAAGCCCAAAUAAAGGAGGAGGGUUGUGUUAGGGCCUCGACAGCCGAAUUUCACAUGGAUAUGAGAACAUAUAUAUAUAUAUAUAUAUUCUGUUAUGGGGUAGAGCUCCUGUAUGCUGCACCGAGCUAUUUGGGCUGCUAUAAAAUUUUCGGGAAGUUCAACUUAUAGAGAGAUUUUGCUAAAACUUAUAUGAGCUUUAUUUUGUCAUGAGAAUUUAUGCUCUCCAUAUAUAUAUAUAUCAUGACUAGGGAAAGAAAAUCAAGAGAUCUAGAACAGGUAAGGUGUAUUAAGGAUGAAGAGGGAAGAAUUUUAGUUAUAGAUGAUGAAAUUAAAAAUAGAUGGGAGACUUAUUUUUCUAAACUUUUCAAUUAUGGAGAGGAUUCAUCUAGUAACUUGGAGGAUUUAGUAACUGGUGAAAGAGAACAAAAUUUGUCAUUAUAUCGAAUAAUACGUGAUAAGGAGGUAAAGGAAGCUCUUAAGAAAAUGGCAAAUGGUAGAGCCAACGGACCUGAUUGUAUAUCUAUCGAAGCGUGGAAAUGUUUAGGUGAAGAAGGGGUGAGAUGGUUAACUAAGUUAUUUAAUGUGAUUUUACGGUCCAAGAAAAUGCCUGAUGAGUGGAGGAGAAGUAUAUUAAUUCCUAUUUAUAAAAAUAAAGGAGAUAUUCAGAAUUGUACUAACUAUAGAGGGAUUAAACUCAUGAGCCAUACAAUGAAAUUGUGGGAGAAAGUAAUUGAGCACAGGUUGAGAUUGGAGACAAGUAUUUCUGAGAAUCAAUUUGGUUUUAUGCCAGGUAGAUCAACUACAGAGGCGAUUUAUCUACUGAGGGGAUUAAUGGAAAAGUAUCGUUGUAAAAAUAAAGAUCUACACAUGGUUUUUAUUGAUUUAGAAAAAGCUUAUGACCGUAUACCAAGAGAAGUGCUUUGGAAAGCGUUGGAAAAAAAGGGAGUACGGAUUGCUUAUAUUAAAGCCAUACAAGAUAUGUAUGAGGGGGUAAAAACUAGUAUAAGAACGCCUAGUGGUCAAACAAAGGAUUUUCCUAUAAAAAUUGGACUACAUCAAGGAUCAUCUCUGAGUCUUUAUUUGUUCAACUUGAUUUUAAAUGUUUUGACAGAACAUAUUCAAGAGGAAAUCCCGAAAUGUAUGCUCUUCGCGGAUGAUAUAGUUCUUAUAGCAGAGACAAGAGAAGAGGUUAAUUGCAAACUUGAGUUAUGGAGGAGGAUAUUGGAGUCGAAAGGUUUUCGUCUGAGUAGAAGUAAGACGGAAUAUUUAUAUUGUAAACUUGGUAAAGGACUAUUCGAAAAUAAUUUGGAAGUGAAAUUGGGAGAUCAAAUUAUACCUUAAGUGGAAAAGUUUAGAUAUUUGGGAGCCAUUAUUCAAAAUGAUGGCGAAAUCAGUGGAGAUAUUUCACAUAGAAUUCAAGCUGGGUGGUUUAAUUGGAGAAAAGCUAAAGGAGUUAUUUGUGAUGUAAGGUGCCUAAUAGACUUGAAGGAAAGUUUUAUCGCACUGCUAUCAGACCGGCAAUGUUAUAUAGUAGUGAAUGCUGGGCUCUAACGGGACAGCAAGAGCAUAAAGUUGGAGUAGCAGAGAUGAGAAUGUUAUAUGGAUGUGCGGACAUACACGUAAAGAUAAAAUUCGAAAUGAGCACAUACGCGAAAAAGUGAGGGUGGCACCUAUUGAGGAAAAAAUGGUAGAAAAUCGGUUGAGAUGGUUUGGGCAUGUACAAAGAAGACCAAGGGAGGCACCAGUGAGAAGAGUGGCACAUAUAACUUUGAGUCCGAUUAAGAGAGGUAGAGGAAGGCCUAAGAGAACACUUUGGAAGUUGUUGAACACGAUCUCUUAAUUAAUAAUAUUCCUAAAAGCUUGAUAAAUGAUAGAGUACAAUGGCGUCUUGCAAUCCAUGUAGCCGACCCCACCUAGUGGGAUAAAGGCUUGUUGUUGUUGUUGUUGUUGAUAUCAGGAAUGUUCAUAUGAUCAUUAAGUUAGGUGUUUCCUCUUGUUUUAAGGCUUAAGGGAUGUGGCUUUCCAUAUUCCAGCUGAUCACACCUAUGAUUUUUGGGGUGUGACAAGCAUGUUCUCCAUAUCUCUAUUAAACUCUCUAAUUUGCUUAACUCUUAUAAUUUCAAUUAACUAAUGAUCCUCUCAUUGGUUUAGAAGUAGAACAUUCUCAAUAGCUGAUUACAUGGAUAAGGAGCAAACCCCCAAAAUUACCAGAAGAACAACCAGAUCCGUGGCUACGGCAUCUAGUUCAGAUAAUGUCAUGACUGAAGUAACUAAUUUUGGUCUUCCACCAGCAAUAAAUCAUGUCAUAGUUGAAGGAGAUCCAGAAGUGGAUAAGGAGGAAACCCUACAAAUUCCCAGAAGAACAACCAGAUCUUUAGCUUUGGCAUCUAAUUCAGAUAAUGUUGCUAUGAAAGUAACUGACAUUGACCCUCCUACCAUAAAUGACCUUUUAGUUGGAGGAGAUCCCAUUAGUUUGGAUGAUUUAAUAUCUACUUUUCCUGGUAGGUGUAACCAGAUUCUUGAGCUUGUGCGUCUUUUGGGACCUUUGAAUUCACCGAUAUUGCCUUUAUUUGUGUAUGGUGGUCCUUCUACUGGAAAAACCAGUAUCAUUCUUCAAUUAUUUGGGCAUCUCAACAGGCCUCUUGUUUAUUCAAGCUGUAGGACAUGCUAUAAUCAGCGGAUCUUGUUUGAAUCUAUUUUGAAUUCAUUGGUUCUUCACAGAAAAAGUGCUUCCAAUGGUUAUUCAAAUGCAAAACGAUGUGAAAGACCAUCCGACUUUGUCAAUUUUCUUAGGGAAGCAUUGGUCAAUGUGAUAAAUAAUUUGAAGGCAAAUUCAGAGAAAUUGAGAUCGAAUAAGAUGGCAGCAAGGGGAACUGGGAAUAUGAUUUACUUGGUAUUUGACAAUUUUCAUCUUGUUAGGGAGUGGGAUAAGAGUUCUACUAUAUUACCCUUCCUGUUUAAUCUUUAUGAUCUGCUAAACUUGCCAGAGGUAGGCUUGAUUUUUAUCAGCAGCACCUCCCCUGAUUCCUAUUAUACUAAUAUGGGUUAUGUGGAACCUGUCCCCGUCUUCUUUCCUGAUUAUACAGAGUCUGAUCUUCGUAAAAUAUUUUUGAGAAACCAAGCAAACCAAAAGUUGUACUCUUCAUUUCUGGAUGUAGUUUUGAGGCCUUUCUGUAGAAUUACAAGACAGGUGGAUGAAUUGUUUACUGCCUUCAAGUCACUAUUUGAAAAAUAUUGCGAACCUUUGAGUGAUCAUGGUGUUAUUCCAAGUGAAGACAUGAAGAGAAGGUUAUUCAGCCAUCUCAAGCCUCAUAUUGGUACCUAUUUGAAUGAAAUAUUUAAGGUUUCAUCUCUUCCUUCACUUGAAGUUGAGACCCAUAAAGAGACCAAACAGAAGGGGAAUCCCAAGAAAUUGGAGCGAUCUGACGGAACUGCAGAGCUGGAAUUUCACAUGUCGAUUUGUGCUAAAUAUCUCCUUAUUUCUGCAUUUCUUGCAUCCAGAAACCCUGCAACCCUUGAUGACUCACUUUUUGAUUCGACUGGUGGAUCAAACAGUCGAAAGCAUAAGAGGAAGACCUCUACGAAAGUGCAGGAACAGAAACAAAGUGCAGAAGAGGAACUAUUAAUGAAAGGACCUGGAACUUUUCCACUAGAGAGGUUGUUAGCCAUCUUCCAAUGUAUUGUGUCAGUUGCAGAAGAUCCAUCUGACGAAGAGGGACAAAGGAAUGAUGGAUUAGGAAUCCAAGGUUGCAAUGGUGGGCUAAUGUCCGAUGUUCUGUUCCAACUAUCCACACUCUGCAAUGCUAAUUUUAUUGUUAGAGGAGGAAGCUGUCCGAUUGAAGGCUCUACUCGGUAUCGAUCUACUAUAUCUGAAGACCUGGCUUUGAAGGUUGCGAGGAGCCUCAAAUUCCCGCUGUCCAAGUAUUUGUAUAGAAGAUAAUUUUCUUAAGCAUGUUCCUCCGUAAGCAUUGGCCAUCUAAUGUUUCUCGUUAACCAUUAAAAUGAAUUUAGAAUACAAGGUAUCAUUUUACUAUGGAAAAAGUGUAGAUACUGUGAUCUCUAUUUAUCAUCAGGAAGCUCGAAAUCUAAGCAAUGUAAUUGAGCGGACAUCUCUUGCAGUCAUGUACGGUCUAUGAAAUGUUGAGGGAAUCAGAAUUAGGACGUAUUUGAGCAUCUGAGUUAGUUGGGAUUUGCUUGUUGCUUGUUUAAUGUAGAGUUUUUGACUGUUGCUUCAAAGGAAUUUGUAACUUUGCUGACUGUAUUCGGAGCAAAUCUCAAGAUCUUGUUGCUCUUAGCCAAAUUUAGGUAUGUGAUAUGGCACAGAAUUGACUUGAUCUUCCUCUAUAGACUAUUAUGUUCUGAGAAA
Molecule: messenger RNA, 5655 nt
Organism: Prosopis cineraria
Lineage: Eukaryota; Viridiplantae; Streptophyta; Magnoliopsida; Fabales; Fabaceae
Product: origin of replication complex subunit 5
Exons: 5
Coding region: 3469-5229 (586 amino acids)
Biological process (GO): DNA replication initiation; DNA replication
Cellular component (GO): nuclear origin of replication recognition complex; nucleus
Molecular function (GO): DNA replication origin binding
Source: RefSeq, a predicted model, not a curated record